UUGGCUCCGCCUCGCGCGGACAUUUGAAAACGACUUCGCGAAGAAGGCAGGCCAGAGGGAAACCCACACAACUGUUACCUUUGUAAGAAAACCCGCUUCAAACUCAGACGAAUUGAAUCUAAAAACAUUUAUAUCAUAAGUGAGACCAAAGAAUGAAAACGGGAGUAAAUUAAUCUGCCGGAUAAACUCCUGCCGAUUCCAAAGCUAACAACAUAGCUGCUAACGUCCUCGGCGGCUUAUUUUUUUCCAUCUCGAAAACAACGUUUCACAGUUUUCUCCUGUUUGUGAAGUUCUGAGCGGACAUGGCGCCCAGGAAAAGGACCACGAAGCAGCGAAAGAACAACCAGAAAAUUGAAAAACUGGAAGUUUUUUUGGAGGAUUUCGACAGCGAAGUGAAUACCAGAGUCGUUCAGAUGAAGGAAAAGAUCAACCACCUUCUGAAGGACAUCGACAACAGCUACAACAUGGCUCUGAUCAAGCUGCCCAUGGCCGUGCGGCAGAUGAAGUGGAUGGACUUCUACAAAAUGGAGAAACCCAAGACUCCAGAGGUGGACAGCGUCAGGCAGAGAGAAGAGGAAGCCGCCGUGGUCGAGAGCGUGGUGGCCAAGGACCACGCCAAUCUACCGAAGUCUGUGAAGAAAACCACGAGAAAGAAAGGCGGAGCCAAGUCCAGCUUUGAGGACGAAAACACGCCAAGCACAACCAGGAAGGGGAGAGCCGCGAAGAAGCCCCCGACCACGUCAAAGAGGGCAAAGGCGCUGACUGUCAGCAAGCAGAGCACCACCAUCCGGCGGUCCAGCAGGAAGCCUUUGGUCACUCCCGCUAGGAGCAUGCUGGACUCAUCGCUCCUGAUGGGAGCCACGCCCCUCAUCACCCCCAGCUUUGACCCAAGACUCCCCCAGACUCCUGCAGUUAGAGUUCCUCGCCACAAGGAGAGAGUCUACAGCAUUUCCGUUAACGGCUCCCCCAUCGCGGCUGGAAACGAGGACAUCGUCAUUAACGUUCCCAUCGGCAACGGCGAGAGCAUCCAGCUGCUCGCCAGUCAGAUGGACUCGGUGGAUCUGUCUCUGCUGGACGACACGGCGCUGAGGAGCAUCCGCCUGCUGCAGAACCGCCUCACCAACCUGUGCGGGACAGCGCCGUGAUGCGGACCGUAUGCAUCCGCGUGGUUUAUUGAAGACCACAUCUUUCAUUUUUAAGGACGGACCCCCCCACAGCAAAGUCUCACGUGUUCUCAGUGCUCUGAAUGUGGAUCUGUUCAAAGCUUUUCAUUCUGAAAUGUUCUUAUUCUUAUUUUUUAUUCUUUUCUCGUUGUUGACGUUUUCCAUAAAUGCAUCAGUGGUUAAAGUACAUGAACCAUUCAUUUGCACAAACAUAAAACAUUCUGACUGCAGCUUUGAUACGA
This is a messenger RNA of Oryzias latipes (Japanese medaka), 1405 nucleotides long. RefSeq names its product cell division cycle associated 8 (gene cdca8). The record is from RefSeq and is a predicted model, not a curated record. NCBI's taxonomy places the organism in Eukaryota, Metazoa, Chordata, Actinopteri, Beloniformes, Adrianichthyidae. Gene Ontology annotation, cellular component: chromosome, centromeric region; spindle midzone; chromosome passenger complex. Gene Ontology annotation, biological process: mitotic sister chromatid segregation.